Colletotrichum graminicola M1.001 is the source of this 270-nucleotide messenger RNA. RefSeq lists its product as uncharacterized. Lineage: Eukaryota; Fungi; Ascomycota; Sordariomycetes; Glomerellales; Glomerellaceae. The transcript has 2 exons. The record is from RefSeq and is a predicted model, not a curated record. Bases 1 to 270 code for a protein of 89 amino acids.
AUGAGGGCUGAAACGUUCCGCGCGGGCGUCGAAAGUGGAGAGGUGCCAGUCGACCGCCAUGAUCGGGUGUUGCGAAUAACCUUUACCCACUUGGACGAAGGGUUGUGGAAUGGGAACGUAGUCCGAGGGUGGGUGCCCGAACUUGGGAGCGAGGAGGAGAUUGCUUUCCUAGCGGCCGUUGCGGCGAGGGAGACGGAGGCCGCCGGUGCUAGCAGCGACGGCAACGUCAACCUGGACUAUGCUUCUAGGGGUGUUGCUUGUGGCAUUUGA